Messenger RNA from Portunus trituberculatus (swimming crab), 1512 nucleotides. RefSeq lists its product as uncharacterized. Bases 132 to 1019 code for a protein of 295 amino acids. The transcript is spliced from 4 exons. The record is from RefSeq and is a predicted model, not a curated record. Lineage: Eukaryota; Metazoa; Arthropoda; Malacostraca; Decapoda; Portunidae.
CCCCUCACAACAGACAUCCCGCAAUCAGCAGGCCAAGAAAAAACUCCUGGACACGUACCCUCUCACCCGCCAAACUAAAACUUGCAUUCACUUCGCCCCGAGAGCCAGUCGCUGGACGUCCGUGGGAGAGGAUGGAGGUAACGCGUGCUGGCAAGCUUCAGGUGGUGGUGUGGCUGUUGGCUCUGUGGCUGUCUGGUGCAGCGUCAACCAAGGGAAAAGGGAGAGGCAGUACGGGCGGCCUGUCUGCCCCAUUGCUCCUCCCACCAGUCGCUGCCCACCUGCCCACGCCCGAAAUUCACGUGAAGCCCUACCCUGUGGCGCUCCCGCUGUGUCCCGCAGUCACAAAGCACGUGACGAAGGUUCAACUUUUAGAUAAUUACGUACCCAUAUAUCAGACGCAGGUGAAGCCCGUUAUCGUGACCACCACCUUCUACCACACCAGCCUCGUCAUCAAAGACCACGAGGCCAACAGCAUCCUCUACACCACCGUCCGCAACAUUGACUUCCAAUACGAUAGUUCGGAGGCUGUUAUUACGAACCACGUGACCGUCACCAGCAUUCAGAGGGUACCGGUCGCUACCACCGUCACCAGCAUCAGCCUGACAGUGGAGCCGCAAACAACAACCGUAACCAAGACAAUACAGCAAGGAAUCCCCGAAUACUUCACCAAGACCACCUAUGUUACGCGGACGGUGUAUGAGCAGCCGAGAAUCACCGUGACCGAGCAGUUCGAGCUGCCUUAUGACAACACUCAGUAUCAGGUGGUGACAGAGACACUCUACCUGACUGAGACUGUCGAGGCCAAACAUAGACCCCCAGUCACAUCCACAGUGGUGAGGACGGAACACAGUCACACUCCAGUCUACGUCACCGUGACCGUCGUGAACACCGAAGCUGUCACCACUAUCGUGCAGCAGCCGGACCCUCAGACCGUGGUGGUGGAGGUUCCCUGCAGCAUACACACUAAGAAAGGCUUUGGAAGAAACAUAAAUGAUAAGAACUCCUAUGGUCCUUAUUAAUUGGACGCUACAGCAAUAGUCUCCGUCCAGGACACACCGGGAGUCAUUAAACACACUAAUAUUCCGUCACUCUCACCAAAACAUUAUACGCAUCCCACGGUAUCACUAAAUCAUGACACGUUUUUACCAUUAACCAAAGCAAGCUCUCUCACCGUAGCAUGAUGCCCCACCUCAUCAACUUCCAUGAUUUCCCAGCAGCUAAUAAAUAUCAGCACGAUCACUCAGUAUAGUGCCUCCCCCCGGCAACACAACGGUUUGCCACCACAUACAGUCAGUAAGCUACUCAUCGCACUUCGAAGGAAAACUGCUCUCUCUCUCUCUCUCUCUCUCUCUCUCUCUCUCUCUCUCUCUCUCUCUCUCUCUCUCUCUCUCUCUCUCUCUAUAAGCUAUCACGAUGACCAACGUUUGUCGAGAUGAUUGUCGAUAUAAGGAUAUACGUGAUGUUGUUAUUAGAAUGUACUAUAUAUUUUUCUUCAAUAAACUGUUGUUCCUA